Molecule: messenger RNA, 978 nt
Organism: Pistacia vera
Lineage: Eukaryota; Viridiplantae; Streptophyta; Magnoliopsida; Sapindales; Anacardiaceae
Product: tropinone reductase homolog At2g29360-like
Exons: 5
Coding region: 11-820 (269 amino acids)
Molecular function (GO): oxidoreductase activity
Source: RefSeq, a predicted model, not a curated record
AGAGAAAAAUAUGGCCGAGGCAGGGAGCUUGGGCAUGCGCAAUAGAUGGACUCUUCAGGGCAUGACUGCACUUGUCACUGGUGGAACUAAAGGACUCGGACAAGCUAUUGUGGAGGAAUUUGCAGAGCUAGGUGCCAAUGUGUAUACAUGUGCUAGAACUGAAGAUGAGCUUAAGGAAUGCAUAAGUGGUUGGGAAACUAAAGGUUUUAAAGUCAGUGGUUCAGUUUGUGAUGUGUCAUCUCGUUCAGAACGAGAGUCUCUAAUGAAAGAAGUCUCUUCUCUGUUUAAUGGCAAACUUGACAUCCUUAUAAACAAUGUUGGGACAAGUAUAUACAAGCCGACUCAAGAGUACAAUGCUGAAGAUUUCUCAUUCAUCAUGGCUACCAAUUUGGAGUCUGUUUAUCACUUAUCCCAACUAGCACAUCCUCUUCUGAAAGCUUCAGGUUCAGGAAGUAUUAUCUUAAUGUCUUCGGUUGCUGGUGUGGUAUCAGUAAACUUUGGAUCCAUCUAUGCAGUUACAAAAGGAGCCAUGAAUCAACUUGCGAAAAAUUUAGCAUGUGAAUGGGCAAGAGACAACAUAAGGACUAAUUCUGUGGCGCCUUGGUUUAUUAGAACUCCCCUAACUGAACCUUAUCUGAGUAAUGAGGAAUAUUUGAAGGAAGUAAAUUCUAGAGCUCCAAUGGGACGCACCGGGGAGCCAAAAGAGGUGUCUUCUUUAGUUGCAUUCCUCUGCCUACCUGCGGCCUCAUACAUAACUGGCCAAACUAUUUGUGUUGAUGGAGGAUUUACGGUCAAUGGCUUCUCCUUCCCCCCGACAUAACGAAUAGGAAACAGAUAAAAAAGCAAUUUCCCAAGAAGUUGCUUGGAUGUGUUGACAUCUCUAUUGUACGUUGUUAUAUUAAAUAUAGCCUUGAAUUGUCGGGCAAAUCAAUAAUUGAACUACUAUAUGUAUGAGGUAAUUGGCCACCUGGUGGUUAA